AUGCUCCAUAAAUUGUACUAUAAUGUGUUAAUAUUGUUGUUACUAUGCUUAGAAGUGCACUGUCAGUACGAUGAGAAGAUAGCAAAGAAUGUUUUCUUUCCAUUGGCUGCUUCUGCUUAUUCUGACAAGCCAGAAGACUGUUUACAACACGUCUUAAAGGAUACUGAAGUCUUGGCCAAGUAUUUCACUGCAUGUAGUCCAAAGAAGAAGGACCUUUGCGCUGGAUUCAUAGCUGUUGAUCACCAGAAUAAGGCGAUGAUGAUAUCUUUUAGGUAGAUUAAAGUCAUUUUGUAUUUUUAUAAUUAGGUUGUUCAAUUAAUUCUGUGCCUCUUCUCAAAGGAAUUUGCUGGGUUUAGGAGCAUAAAAUUACUUGAACAACCUAAUAUAUUUAAAUAGAUUAAUGAAUAACAAUGAUUUUCAUGGUUUAGAGGAUCAACAACCACCGAACAAGUGAUACGGGAGAUAGUCGACGCUGUCCUUGUACCAAAUGUAAAGGUUUUUGAUGACGCUUCGGUAGGAUACUACUUUUACCAUGCCUUUUACAUUAUGUGGAAGAGUGGAAUGCAAAAAGAUUUUGCAAAAUAUCGAAAAACUUAUGAUAACUACGAGAUUUGGGUAAGAUAUAAAGUCUUUAUCAGGUUAAAGACAAUUGUAGCGUAAAACCUAAUUCUUAUAUAGUGUAAAUGUUAUAAAUUUGUUUUUAGAUAUCAGGCCACAGCCUUGGCGCAGCUAUGGCAACAAUAUGUGCGGUCCAAAUCAGCCGUAUCUAUCCCACUCUAGCUCCAAAUAUAUCAUUAUACACAUUUGGUGAACCUCGGGUAGGAGACAGAAGCUUUGCCACCUACAUCGAGAAUACGAUACCGAACGUUUACAGAGUAAUUCAUGACAAAGAUAUUGUUACCAACAUUCCCUUGAUUCUGGCGGAUAAGUUUUGGCAUCACACGCCAGCCGUCUUCUACAAAGGUGAUAUGGAUAUUGGCAGUAAAUUUGUGAUAUGUAAAAAGAAUGACAUCGAAUGUACGUUGAGGUAUGGUCCCUUACAGGACUCAAUAGACGAUCAUUUGAACUACUACAACAUGAGGUUGUCUGAUUAUGGAGAGAACGGAUGUCGACCGGUCGAUACACGUUCUUAUGUGUACGGAGAUGACAUUUGA
This is a messenger RNA of Bursaphelenchus okinawaensis, 1154 nucleotides long. NCBI's taxonomy places the organism in Eukaryota, Metazoa, Nematoda, Chromadorea, Rhabditida, Aphelenchoididae. The record is from the annotation of a GenBank genome assembly.